AUGUGGAUCGAUACACCAGCCAACCUUAGCACUUCUUCACAACACGAACAAAGCGUAGCCCAAAAACUCAAUGUAUUCUUGGACACAUUCGACGAGGCAUAUCGGGAGGUUGUCGCUCAGGCAGAGCUGGAGCAGACGGAAAUGUCAAUCGAAAGGAUCUAUAGCGAUUGCUCCGAGGUCAUGAUCACCCUAUUCAACUCCAUUGAAAGAGAGUUUUGUCUGAAGAAAGCUGAUCAGGCGAAUUGUAUGCAGGAACCGUUGAACAAGUCACUUGUGUUGAUCAGUCUUAUCCUGAAGGAGGAAAAGUAUCGACGUCAAGCGGUAGAGGCACCCGACUUUAUUUCUCGGCUGCUGGCAUUGCUGGAGAAACCAGGAUCCCCAGAGAGUAAGGUUCUACUCCUCCGCAUCGUUGCAACCAUCGGCGAGAGUGACCGCAACAAGAUUGAAAUUGCCAAGCUAGAAGGGUACAAGAAGAUUUUGCGGUUGUUGAUCGCGGACAACCCAGAGCUCACGCAGGAAGUCGUCCGGACCGUCAACCACCUUCUAGAGUUCAAUGAUGACCAUCCCGACGUUGCAGAUUUGGCGCUUGUCACACCAGGACCAGCAACACCCAUCUCCAGCCCCUUGCUAUCGCCUCUAGCCAGGGCUCCAGUCACGGCCUUCGGCUUCAGCCCAAAGUCAAUCCUCUCUCGCUCCUCUGUCCAAUUGGCACGUCCAAUUCAGCAGCUUUCUCAGCAUUCAUCCCUCCCUCCCCGUCCAAAAUCAUUAAUCAUGGACCGACAUCUUUCAAGAGGAUCCUCACCUUUCGACUCUCCGCGCCGACAAAGCAAUGCCUCCUCGUUUAAAACCAUGACUAGCAUAGACCGGGUUUCGCAGGCGAUUAGCGAAGUCAGAGGGAUCUUUGUUCAGGAACUCGGAAAGAUAUUCCCACAGCUCAAGGAUCAGGAUGGCCUAGGUAUUCUGGGCAUGGGGCACGAUGAGACCGGAACGACAAACACGGAGCGACACUAUAUACCCAACGAGGAGCAAAUCCAGUUCACAAUUGCGUAUUAUUCCCAACUUGUCGGACAGGAUGGCGCAGACUUUGAGAAGGAAGGCUCACCGGAACUAAAAGAGCCAUCACAACCUCCAGAACCCCCGGAGUCUCCGGAGCCGCCCACUUUGACAACACACCCGACACUCCUACAGCUACCCGACCCGACUAGCAAAGGAUCAGGACCUGCAUCAGGCGGAUCGUCAAAGCUGGAGAAACGGAUUUCGCUGAAGAAGAUGAUGUCCAACCCGGAUUUUCGCGUCGCAAUGAGGCCGGCACUCGAAGCUCGUCGUAAUUCGGAUGAAAGGAUCUACUCGGAGGUGUCAAAGGCGACUAGAGGAGCGGCGGUUGAGCUGGCGCAGGAAGAAGAGUAUAUGAGAAAGAGUCAGCCCGAUAACGUCCUCAAGGAGUUUAUGCGGACACAAGGCGCGUUGCGGUCGCUGAUGACCAUCCUUGGUGACAGCUCUUCGGCUCAACAAAACGUCAGCAUCUCCAAAAAGGCGGCAAAACACUCAAUAUCAACAGGAACUCGGCUAGCGACCAAAAUCGACAUCAUGGAGACGGUAUGCAAGGUCCUGUUUCAGAACUCGGCAAACCAGCUGGAAUUCAGAUUGAUGGAUGGUUUUUCGACACUUCUCAAGGUCUUUGACGAGAUCGUGGUCCCAAGCGGAGGUACAAAACCAACUGAGUCCGAGUCUACACCAGUUGUCCAGGAGCCCUCAAGCAUAGAAUCUUUGGCAGCAGAAUCCAGACGGAGAGAGUUGUCGGGCAUUGCGGAGUCAUCAUUUUCUGGAUCGGUUCCUAUGAUGGCGGGCGGGACGAGCAAGAGGUCUCUUCUGUUGAAGUCGCUGUUGGCCGUUUUCUUUGACCUCGCCUUGGACGGAUCAGCAAGAGACAUGGUACAAAACACGGAUGCCUUCCACUUUCUCUUUAGACUCAUGCUGGAGUCCAAGCAACUCGACAUUCGCCAGCAGGCUUUGUACUCGAUCCAGGACCUGAUUUCCCUCAACGCUCUGAAUGCAGUGGCAGCGUGGCGGUGUGGGGAAAUUGAUGGCGUAAUUGGGUUGCUUCGGGAAGCCCUCGUUGUUAGACCAACCAGUGGGACGUUGCGGGGAGCACAGUGGGAACUGGGUCGUCGGUUAGGGCUGGACAUGCAACAUGCCAAUGCCAAAAGCGUAGUAUUUACUGGAUUGACAUACUUUGACAGUUUUGUGGUGUCAGAGGAUACGGCCGUCCUAGCGGAGACUAUCGAGAAUGGAUCGCCGGUCUACCAGUACGCGAUUGCAGUCACGAGGUUGCUGGAGUACAUGUCUGUGAUGCUGAUCCAGGACAACGCUUACAUCCUCUAUGAAAUGUCGCGGUUGCUGAUGGAGGUCAGCUUCCCUGACGACUCGUCCAUCAUGAUCAACAUCGUGCUCCGGUCUGUUGGCAGGAUCGUGGCCGACAUGGUCGCAAGAGGCGUGCCGGUCGAGGAGAAGUUUGCCAGCAUAUACCAACAGAUCGUUCGUCGGAUGCUUGAUAGCCAACGGAAGAGCACCUCGCUACCACCAGGAAGUCACAACGACGAGCAGGAGCAGGAGCUGAGGGACUGUGUUCACACCGAGCAAAGACUCUUGACACUACACACUCUCGGCCUGGUUUUGAAGGGCAUGAGCAACAGCGUGGUUGUGUUUGACCAUUUGCAGGGAUUCGAGACGCUGACGAGCGCGAUUCUUUUGGAGAAGCGAUCCUGUCGUCAUGGCCACAACUCGACAGAGAUCGCUACGACGUACGCAGCAUCAUUAGCGAACUCCAACCUCUGCCAAGACUGUUUCCGUUCCGACAUUGUGAUCUCAGACCUUGCGCUUUGGCUGUUCCGCGAGUUGGUUCUUCAGGACAUCGACCACAGCUCAGUCGUUACCUGGAUCAUCACCUUGCUUAAGUCGACACUCUCUGGCAUUGAAGAGCUGCGAAGGCAGAGCGAGGCGACAAAGUUCACAAGCAAGUACAACCAGACCUUUCUUCAAGUGCAACCGGAACUACAGCUGGAUCAGGCGCACGCAUUGCUGGCCUACCUGUACACUAAGAUCUGCGCGACUGUCUCGCUCGUCUUUCGGAAGAGUGGCGACACCAAGCUUGCUUUUGGCGAAGCCUGUGGCAUGCAAAUUAUUUUGAGUGUUCUGAGCAGCGCCCAACACCCGGAUAUCGCCACGGCAGCCUUGGUCGCCAUCGGUGACUUUUUUGCUGGAUAUGAGGGGACGAAGGCUUUGCUCGGCGAUAGUUUUGGAUAUGACGGAUUCCUUGAGAUCGUUCUGGACUCUUGCCGCCCUCUUGACAAGGUGUGCUGUGAGAUUGUACUGGAAGUCGCUACAGUCGGGAAUGUCAUGUCAGCAAAGUCGCGCCCACACGUGGAAUCAGACAGCUCGAUUUACUGCACGGAAAUCUGGCCAUUCAUUGCAGGACUCUUGGACCCUCAGAUGCUAUUCCAUGCCGCUCUUCCUUUCACGAGCCCUCGAAAGGUCGGCGAGAGAAACUCGUUUAGGGUUCCAACAUCUCCACCACCCCACCUAAGGACUGACCGCCAGGGAGCAUCGUUGGCCUAUCAGACGAAUGGACGCGGUACCCCCUCACGACCCAGCAGCGUCUACCUGGAGGAGAAUACCGAAUUUUCGGCCACGGGAAUCCCCACCGUUCCUUCGCCUGCCCUGGGCUCUUCCACCGCCUCAUCAACUGUUUCCGGCAACACUGGAGCCACAUCGAGUAGCAACAAUCGUUACAGCAUUUUUGGAAUCUCGCCUUGGUCAAGUGCCGCCCCACCUCACAUCUCAGUGUCCUCUGCCCAGGAGCAGACUGAGGGCACGGGAUAUAUACCCCAAUUGAUAGAACCAUUCGAUCCUUCUGACGAUGGCUCGUCUCGCAGGGGGAGCAUGCACCUUCAGCGCAACGGCAACUCGACGACGUCACUCUCCGGCCAUGAGGGCUACAUUGGCGAAUACAGCCCAUCCGGACCUAUGGCUUCUCCCAGUAACCCACCCAGUCAACCAGCCAAGGGCAAAGGCGGUGUCACCAAUCGCAAGCGGAGUAACUCUCGUAAUCUUGGUGGCUUUGGAUUGAACACGACCAACCUGGGGUUCCAGUCUGUGAUUCCUUCGGAGAGACUUGCGUUCAAGCAACUUGCAGGAAUCGUGUUUCGAGAUGCGGAUGCAGCCAGGAUGACGCUACGCCUCCUUGAUCGGAUCGUCGAGUGUAAUAACCCAAAGCUGGCGACUGACUACUUCAACCUUUUGAUGCUGCUCAUGGAGGUCACCCCGAGGAACAAGGAGCUGCUCGGGAGCAACCAUGGUCUUCGGUUCAUGCUUCAGAUGCUGUUCAGGAGAGGUCGGCAGCAGCACGGUCUCGGGAUGAACCCGCCUGGAUACCCAUACCUUCCUAGGGCUACAGAUCCACCAUACGUCGACCUUGUCCCGGCCUUGGGUGCUUACGACAUUUCCGUCGAGGAUGUUCGGUUGCUCUUUGAUGCCGUUUACGAUCCUUUGGACAUAUUCUUCCGCUUGACUGCCGACUCCGCCCAGAUCGUGUCGACCCGUUCAGGCGCCAUGCGUGACUCGUUGGGACCUCUUCCAGAGUUGCCGACGACCUUUGAGAAGUCAUCUGGAUCUAGGAGGAACUCUUCUGGCCGGCCGCGCUCAGAAUCCGCAGGCGCUGUGACACCGUAUACAGGCAGGAGACCAGGUGGAAGGCUCCAGGGUACAGGGGCAAGCACUUUUACCGGCAUCCAGUUCAACCCAUUGUUCAUUGGAGAGAUGGAACAGCAAAUGAUGUACGCGAUCGAGAAGAUUUCGGAGAGGGUCGACCCGCCAGCCUACUUCAACUUCAACGGAAUCAACGCCAGUCUGACAACACAUCCAGGAACGGUCGAGAAGGCCGUGGCGGCCAAGGGUGGAUACACCGUGAGCGUGUGGGUCAAAGUAACGGCGUUCCUCGAGAAAGAGACGGGUCUUUUUUGCUACGAAGAGGAAAACGGCAGCAGGACCAUCUUUGAGCUCUACUUCAAGUCGCUGGAUCAGUCGAACCGAUACUGUCUCUGCGUACGAACACAGCACUUCCCGUCGCCUCCGGAGGACUUUGUGUUUGAUCGCUUCGAUUUUGCAGAGACAGGUAUCUGGCACCACGUCGUCUUCGUUCACCACAAGACGAUGAAGCUGAUGGUCGAUGGCUGCGUGAUUCAAUCGUACGGGACCUUCAACCAGCGCCGGCAAGACAAAGACGGAGGAAUGAUUGGCGUCCUUGGCAGGAAGGGACGUAACAGCAUGUCAACUUUUAUACCCAGUUCUCCAGCGCUCAACGACGGCAACUCGUCCACAAUGUCAUCGGGCGUUACUCAUCCUUACGAAAUUGCUCAGCAUUCGGCACCUAUCACCUCCGCAUCCUCGGUCUCCUCGGGUACCCAAAACCAGCAGACUCAGCAACAACAGUCGACCCAGCACGGAAGCACACAGGAACCGUCGCUCGGAUUCUUUUGCGGGCAAGCAGGGAAAGUCCACUUCCUUCAUGGGGAAUGGGACCAGGCGACUGCCGAAAAGGUGUACAACUUGGGACCCGCCUCGACCGAUUCUUGGAGGUCUCACGACAUCAAGACCCCUGUCAUCGCCGUCCUGGACCCGGAAGAGUUUAAGAGCGAUCUGGAAGGCUCCGCUUCCGGAACAAGCGACAUUUCUAGUGCUAGCCUUGGAUCUACAACAGGUGGCCAGAAGAGAAAUCUUGUGCACGGUGUCAUCCAGGGUGGUAUCACCAUCCACAAGACCUGCGCGAUGAGGAACCUAAUCGGUCAAGUAGGAGGAAUCCAGCUGUGUUUCCGGUUCCUGGAGAUGAGUCCGUCGCACCUGCAGCUCGUUGGGCUCCGCGUCAUUUCUAACUUGCUCUACAAGUCUCCCGAGAACAUUUCGCAGUUCCAGAACGAGCUGGAUGGCUAUGAGUUGAUGUACGAGCUGUUGAGCAACACCGCUUCGGAACUCUCGAUCGACCACUUUGGCGUCCUGUUCGACAUUGCGAUCAACGGCAUGAUCAAGGAUGAACACCUCAUUCUCUCAAGCAUGCCCUGUGUCCAACUGAUCCUCCGACUGUUGCCUGGCACCGUUGACUCUGUCCAGAGCUACAUUCUCCGCACGUUGGUGGAUCUGUUGGUCGAGUCACCCGAGAACAUGCGGCUCUGGAGGGCGUCGUUCGGGAUGACCACGCUUUUCCAGCUGUUCAGGACCCUCCCAGCACACCUUCGACCUUUUUUGAUGUGGACCCUGGAAUCCAUGAUGGACGGGAUGUCUGUUCAGGAACUGGGCUUGCUGAUUGGGUUCAUUGGGCAUGAGGAUCUUGAUCUUUUUGAAGUCCGUAGGGACAUCAUUGAGAUGCUCUUCAAGCGCAUGACGACGGACCACUUCCUUGUGGACCUGUUGGGCUCAGGCUUGGAGGGAGUGACGGUUAUGAUCGGACUGCUGGACUCGCCCAACGAACAUUUCCGCAUUCUGGUCCUGAAGAUGAUCGGUAUUCUGUUGAGCGACAACACCAAGUCCGGCAAGGCUGCUCUGGACAAGCCCAAUAUUGGAAUCGGCCUGAUCCGGUCUACCCUGGAAAAGUACCCGCUUUCGAUGGAUGUCAUCCAAGUCCUGCUGGGUCUUGCCCAGAACUGCUACCGCUGCGAUCCCAACUUUCGUUUGCAGGAGAAGGGGUCAACCGCAGGUGGGAGAAAAUCGGGAGACAGGAAGAGCAACGUCAGUCAGCGGCCGCCCAUCGUCAUUACGCCGAUGAGUCCUGUUACGCCCAUCACCCCUGGCCAAUCCUUGCCCUCGCCCAGUUUUGAGGCAACACCCGACAGCGUCCUCUCGUCGACACCCGCCAGUUCUGACAUCAACGGAUCAUGGUCGGCGUCUCUAGAAUCUCCAACAUUGUCGAAGGUGGAGACAGGACGACCUGCCGCAAAGAAACACAUGCACUCCAACGCUGCCCACACGCCCUUUGUUAAGACGAACGCUCUGCCAACCGAACCCUCGAUUGUCAACAGCGCCACCUCAAGUCCGGCAAUGUCCUCGGCGACCGCACUUGCCAGUAACGGAGGAGCCAAGGUCACGGACGAGCUUACCUACGCCAGCAUGAUUCGACUGAUUCUGGAACUGACUGGAUCUUUGGCCCACACGGAUUUGGUCACACAUACCCUGACGGACCUCAAGCGACUCAUGACCUCUGAGAACAUGAGGAUCCUAUGGGAGGCUGGUUGGGUGAACUGGGUAGGCGCGUUCUUGACGGACAAGACCAGGGUCCGAGUCACCUCCGCGGCCGAGAACCUGAGCUAUAACCGGGCGAUUGGAGUCCUGGACGGGAUGAUGCAGAAGAUGAUGAUCUUUGACCUGUCGAGGAAAGGGUCCAUCACCGUCCGGAAUAAGGGAACGCUUGUCAGUCGGGACGAGGAUGUCGGAGUCCAGCUCCGGCUAACCGAGGCAGCAUUGUCGUGGUUCGACAAGAAUCCUAAUCUCGAGACGGAUGCGGCUACCGUGAUCUGCAAGGGUCUUGUGAUCUUGUUCCGACGCGUUGAGGAGCUGUCGCGCAAGUUCGAGGAGAAGCAGCGGCAGGCCGAGAAGGCUCGACAGGAUGGUAUGGAGAGAGACCGAGUAUUGCAGGCUCAAAUCCGGGCUCAGGAGCAAGAACGGGAACGGCUUGCACUGGAAGCUGUCUCGUCUGCACUGAACGGGGUUCUGGACAACUUUGGCGACUCUGACAAGAGUGAUGAGUCGGACGCCAAGUCGGGACUCUUGAAGGCGGAUGAAGGAGAUACGGAUGCCGAGGAAGUCUCUGUCGAACGUCAUGGAGACGAGUCCUCGGGUAGCGAUGUCGCAGAUACCAACCGGAUCGGCAUCCCUGCGCCUCUUUCUGGAUCGACCUCGCCCACCUGCUCCAACACGUCAAGCCUCUCGCUCCCACUGUCGACAAUGUCUGGGACUAUGGCGCAGUCCGGAAUGAACCAGCAGAUCAACUCCCGAGAGAUGUACGAUUCCUUGGGUAUCUCGCCUUCACCUUCAGGCAGUCCCUAUGCCUCACAGCAUCGUCAACAGCGACACCAGCAGCACCAUCAGGGCAACCGCCGACAUCGCCAGUUGCAACAGCAACGACCCACUAGCAUAUCAUCGUCGUCUUUGUCCAACUCUUCGACACCACCUGCGCUCCCAGAUCCUACGGGCGCGGUCUUCUUCCACAACCACGAGCUCACGCUCCAUGGAGGCGGUGGCAUCUUCUGGCCGCCUCUGGGGUUGUACGAGCAUUUCGCUAACUGCGUCAACAACUUGGCGUGCUACAACAACUCUGCGAUCCGUGCUGCGAUGAAAUCAAGCGGGCUGUUCAAGAUCCGCGACAGCUUGCUCGAGAAGCUUGGCAAGCCUGGUGGUGCCUCUGGAGUAACAGGUUCAGGAUUCUUGAGCUCGAAUGGAAUUGGACCUUAUGCAUAUCCACCGUCGUCGUCGUCAUCGUCUCAGCUCCAUCACCACCAUCAUCACCACCAUUCUUCGCCGGCAUUGUUUUCCUAUGGGUCACUGCAAGGCCCACCACUUCUUCACCAGUCCGCGUCAAUGUCGCUGACAACUCACCAGGACUCUGACCACCACCACCACCAUCACAACAUCAACAACAACAAUAACAACAACAACAAUACCAACGCCAACUACACCACAAUCAACUACAACAACUCUCAUAACAGCAUCAAUAAUUCCGCCGCCCACAAUAAUUACAACAUUUCACAACCGCAGGGAACUCCUAAUGGCCACCACCAACAGCAACAGCAGCAGCAGAGAGGUCGCAAGCGUCGUAGUCAAGCCCAUGGUCAGACUGGCCUCGAGUUGGGCGCCAUGCCUCCUAUCAUCUAG
Molecule: messenger RNA, 8916 nt
Organism: Linnemannia hyalina
Lineage: Eukaryota; Fungi; Mortierellomycota; Mortierellomycetes; Mortierellales; Mortierellaceae
Source: the annotation of a GenBank genome assembly